Messenger RNA from Eimeria maxima, 1197 nucleotides. Its product is annotated as ankyrin repeat-containing protein, putative. NCBI's taxonomy places the organism in Eukaryota, Apicomplexa, Conoidasida, Eucoccidiorida, Eimeriidae. Gene Ontology annotation, molecular function: protein binding. The coding region runs from base 1 to 1197 and encodes 398 amino acids. The record is from RefSeq and is a predicted model, not a curated record. The transcript is spliced from 12 exons.
AUGACGGAGGCUCUGGUGAAGGCCGUGCAGAAGGGGGAUGAAGAUACCGUGAGGAGGCUGCUGACGGAGGGAGCGGACCCCUCGGCAUUGAACAAGAAGGGCUUGUCUGCACUGCAUGUUGCUGCUCGGGAAGGAGAUUCUUUUGUUUUGACCGCCAUCUUGGAGUCUCCUGCUAUCUUUAUCAACUCCCCAGAUCGGGACAAUGGCUUCACUGCGCUGUUGCAUGCGAUCUCCGGAUGCCAAGGGGAUCCCGCAACAGUUCGACAAACUCUGGGACAGACGGAUGUUGUGGCUUUGCUGCUCGGCAGAGGCGUCCCUCGCGAAGCUGUCAAUGCAUAUGGAGACACCCCGUUGCAUUUAGCUCUAAAGGAGGGGAAUGAGGAUACCGCGCUGAUGCUGCUGCAGCGGGGGGCAGACCCCAAUACCAAAGACGCUGGAGGCUCCACACCGCUCCACCUUGCUAUAGGGAAUCGUCUUUUAACUGCUGCACUGGCGAUUUUAGGCAACAAAAAAUUUACGAUAAAAGAGUGUGAAGAUGCUAAUGGCAAUACUCCCUUCCAUGUUGCUGCUGAGGAGGGUCUGAAUAACAUCAUAAAGCAACUGGAGGAAGCGGGGUUCUCCUCCCAAACUCCCAACAAUGCAGGUGGGCAGCAGCAGGAUCAGCAGCAGCAGCCAAGACGCAGCAGCAUUUGCUGUUCCUGGUAUAACAGGAGCAGCAGCAAACCAAUUAGCAGCAAGACGUGCUUCUUGUGUUUAGGCAUAACUCCUGCGGCGAUCAUCGAGCAGAGGAAACAGCAAAUGGAGGAAAGGGGCGAAAGGAAGCGACAGCAAGCAGCAGCAGCAAUGCAGCAAACAGAAGUAACAGCAUUUUGUACUGUUGCUGGUCUUCCUGCAACAGUACACGAAAUGUUUUUCAGAAAGAAAUUCUUCUAUGUUGAUGAGGCCUUUCUUACCCUUACUGAGGGAGAAUUGCGCAAGAUAGGUCUCAAUGCCGCAGAGCGGGUCGCCUUCAGCGAGGCUGUUGAAAAACACAAGCAGGAGGCGAUUAGACAGCAGGAGCUUGAGGCAGAGGAGAUAAGGCUUGCUGCAGCAAGCCAGACACGCCGACUUCGGAUUGUUGGAUGCGUCAUUGUACUUGUGACCUUCGCGCUGCUGUACAUCGGACUGCAGCUCGUCGUGCUGCGACAGCAGCGCUGA